GGCUCCGCCGCUCAGACUGAUUCUGAAGAGAGAAGUGGGGGGCGUCAUCGACAAAACCCGGGAUCCACUCCCGGCGGAGCAGAAACCUGACCGCGGUUCGGGAGCAUGUGCCACCGGCUCCAGAUGCCAGACUAUGUUUAAACUUUUGGUUCUGCUCAGCUCUCUGCCUACUAUUACUUUGGCGUUUCCUCCUUGCACAAGAAGUCCCCCAGAGUCUACACAUGCAGGAAAAGAAGUCUUUACAUCCAAAGAAGAAGCCAGUGUCUUCAUCCAUAGACGUCUCCUCCAUAACAGAUUUGACUUGGAACUCUUCACUCCUGGAGAUCUGGAAAGAGAGUGUAAUGAGGAACUGUGCAACUAUGAGGAAGCCAGGGAAAUAUUUGGAGAUGAAGACAAAACGAUGGAGUUUUGGCAGGAUUAUUCAGUUCGAGGACCAAGCACCCGCUCAAAUGGUGAGAGAGAGAAGAUCGAUGUUAUGGGACUUCUGACUGGAUUAAUUGCAGCUGGAGUGUUCUUGGUUGUCACUGCAUUACUUGGGUACUAUCUCUGCAUCACCAAAUGUACAAGAAGAAGGCAGCCAUGCUCCUCAGCUGUCUAUAUAAGAACGGGUCGACAUCAUCCGACCAUUAUCUUCAGAAGACAAGAGGAAUCUGCCUUAACCCCAUCGCCUCUUCCCCUGGACGACUCAGGACUACCUUCUUAUGAGCAAGCUGUGGCAUUGACUGGGAAAUACGAUGUUCCCCCACCUCCCUAUCCUGGGCCAGCAAGAGGAUUUAAGGUGUUUAAAAAGUCCAUGUCGCUACCUUCCCACUAA
Messenger RNA from Gracilinanus agilis (Agile Gracile Mouse Opossum), 814 nucleotides. It is a transcript of the gene PRRG4, whose product is annotated as proline rich and Gla domain 4. The coding region runs from base 134 to 814 and encodes 226 amino acids. The transcript has 6 exons. Gene Ontology annotation, cellular component: extracellular region. The record is from RefSeq and is a predicted model, not a curated record. Gene Ontology annotation, molecular function: calcium ion binding. NCBI's taxonomy places the organism in Eukaryota, Metazoa, Chordata, Mammalia, Didelphimorphia, Didelphidae.